Molecule: messenger RNA, 761 nt
Organism: Lineus longissimus
Lineage: Eukaryota; Metazoa; Nemertea; Pilidiophora; Heteronemertea; Lineidae
Product: replication protein A 14 kDa subunit-like
Exons: 4
Coding region: 241-477 (78 amino acids)
Biological process (GO): double-strand break repair via homologous recombination; base-excision repair; nucleotide-excision repair
Cellular component (GO): DNA replication factor A complex; nucleus; site of double-strand break
Molecular function (GO): single-stranded DNA binding; damaged DNA binding
Source: RefSeq, a predicted model, not a curated record
UGGCUUGAACCCGCAGUACGUUUAUAUUCUUUCGGCCAUGUCCACGCAAUUUUCUCCUUCAUUUCUCUGCCUGUACCCGCCGUUUUUAGAUUUUAAUUUUUUGCCAACAAAAAAACCUAUUUUUUCCGAAACCAUGAUGGAAACUUCAUCAGGAAUGCCCCGUGUGAAUGGAGCUAUGUUGCCUGAUUACCAAGGACAAAAUGUCACUUUGUUGGGAUCUGCUCAUGAUACAACGAUGGGAUGUCUUUCAAACUGAAGUCAUGUGACGGACAAGAAGUUAUCGUAAAGCUUCAAGAGCCUCUACAAGAUUACAUGCAGGGCAUUGUUGAGGUGCAUGGCCGUGUUGAGGGAAAUGCUAUAUUAGCAUCAAAUUAUAUCAGCUUUGAUUCAGACCAGACAAAUGGUUUUGAUAUGACACAGUACAACAAAGCGAUCGAAUUAGCACAAAGAUUUCCUGCCUGUUAUAAAAUGGUGUAGCAUUGGUUAAAAAGAAUAUGGACAUCUGUUACAUAAUUUGGUGUGACUGUGGAUGAAAGUUUCAAAUGGAGUACAUGUACUAGUUUUCCCUGAAAUAUCGGGUUACAAUUAACGAGUUGUCCAAUUUAUAGAUCUGUUGAGUGUUGUAUAGUGUCUUCAAUUCCUGGAUUCAAUUCAAUUCAACUCUCAGCUCCUCAAUAUUUCAUACCCAUUUCUUGUGAAAUUGAAUAGUAAACUUGUAUCAGUAGGUGCUGAUGUGUGUAUUGUACAUUUUUGUAAAAUAA